Euleptes europaea (tarantolino) is the source of this 1290-nucleotide messenger RNA. RefSeq names its product endonuclease V (gene ENDOV). The record is from RefSeq and is a predicted model, not a curated record. NCBI's taxonomy places the organism in Eukaryota, Metazoa, Chordata, Lepidosauria, Squamata, Sphaerodactylidae. Gene Ontology annotation, molecular function: single-stranded RNA binding; RNA endonuclease activity producing 5'-phosphomonoesters, hydrolytic mechanism. The transcript is spliced from 10 exons. Gene Ontology annotation, biological process: DNA repair. Gene Ontology annotation, cellular component: nucleolus; cytoplasm. The coding region runs from base 1 to 1290 and encodes 429 amino acids.
AUGCAAAACCUUCCACGGAUAAAUGGCCUUCGCUACCGGAACCGUCCGCCUCGGCCCGCGCUCUCGGGAAGAGAGGAGGUUUGCAGCGCAGGAAGUAGGAGCCCAGGCGCCGCGCAAUGGCAAGCGGGGCGGCAGCGGAGGCGUCGCGGCCCGGGGACGAGGCGCUGCGCGGCUGGGAGCGGUAAAGUACAACAAAAAGGUCGCCCCGAAGCGGGGGCAUCAGGAGAAAGAGGCGCUGGGCGCUCUGGGGCUUGUAUCUCUCUGAGCGCUGGGUCCGCGGAGCCUCCCUGGGCGCCUCCGCCGCCCGGCUGCAGCCGCUUCUCCUCGGCCAGAGGCGGCGCGCGGCAAGACCCGCUUCCCCGCGAAACGCAGGCGCGGCUUGCAAAGGCGGCCGCCUCCCCGCCUCUCCAGCAGUCACGGGCGCGGCGUCGCCGCCUGCCGGUGGCUAAGGCGGUGUCAGCACGGAGUCAGCUGCAAAUGAUCAUUCCCCGUGGGCAGCCGGUGAGCGAGACUAUCACAUUUUCAGGGAGGGAUCAGGCCCAGCUCAAGGCAGAAGUGAUUGAACAAGAUACAGAGGAAUGGCAAGGCAAUCCCAGCUUUGCUGGGUUGGAAAGAGUUGGAGGGGUGGACCUGUCUUACGUCAAAGGAGAUGACACGAGUGCCUGUGCUUCACUGGUAGUACUCAGCUACCCAGACCUCAAGGUGCUGUAUGAAGACUGCCGCAUGGUGGUAGUUAACGCCCCCUAUGUGGCGGGCUUCCUGGCUUUCCGAGAAGCCCCUUUCCUUGUGGAGGCUGUGCAACGGCUGGAGGAACACCAACCUGGCCUCAGGCCUCAGGUCCUCCUUGUGGAUGGAAAUGGCACCCUGCAUCAUAGAGGGUUUGGCAUUGCCUGCCAUCUUGGUGUGCUCACAGGUCUGCCAUGUAUUGGUGUGGCCAAAAAUCUCCUGCAGGUGGAUGGUCUGGCCAAUGACGAGCUACAUAAGGAAAAAAUCCGGGACCUGCAGGUGGGAGGAGACACAUUCCCACUAUCAAGUACUUCAGGGAGAAUCCUGGGUAUGGCCCUGCGCAGCUAUGCCAAGAGCACAAAACCUGUGUACAUCUCUGUGGGCCACAAGACGAGCCUUCAGUCAGCUGUGAGCCUCGUCCACUCCUGCUGCAGGUACCGGGUCCCUGAGCCCAUCCGUCAGGCAGACAUAAGAUCCAGAGAAUACAUCCGGAAGCAUGUGGAAGCCGCUUCAGCUGCGCUGUCUCCGCCAGAGAGGAUGAGUGAAGAUGCAGACUCUGAGUAG